Messenger RNA from Scophthalmus maximus (turbot), 1935 nucleotides. RefSeq names its product vacuolar protein sorting 72 homolog a (gene vps72a). Gene Ontology annotation, molecular function: ATP-dependent H2AZ histone chaperone activity. Bases 285 to 1388 code for a protein of 367 amino acids. The record is from RefSeq and is a predicted model, not a curated record. Lineage: Eukaryota; Metazoa; Chordata; Actinopteri; Pleuronectiformes; Scophthalmidae. The transcript has 6 exons. Gene Ontology annotation, cellular component: nucleus. Gene Ontology annotation, biological process: regulation of DNA-templated transcription; chromatin remodeling.
GGAUGUGUUGAUUAGCUACAAGAAAGCAGCGGCUAGUAGCGGCUAACAGGGGCUAGCAUUAGCUGUGUAUUUGGCUGAUAUUACCUCGAAUCUUUAAAGCAUAAUUGUGUGAAUUUAAAGCGUUUUCAUCUUAAAUAAAAUAUGGGUGCGAAAACAUAAUUCAAUAAGCCCAACGCGUAACGACGAAGUAAAAAAAUAAUACAAGAGUCCCGUAGCCGACAACGGUUAGCACAACUCCAGCUACCAGCGAGAUACCAGUUAGCUUUGUCCAGACAUCAACAGCCAUGACUCUGGUAGUCGGUCGGGAACCCAGAACGACGGCGGGGAACCGCAUGUCCAAAGUAUUGGAUGCCGAAGAAGAGGACGAGUUCUACAAGACCACGUAUGGAGGCUUCAACGAAGAAUCGGGCGAUGAUGAGUAUCACGGCGAACAUUCAGACACGGAGGACGAGGUGGAUAGUGACUUUGACAUCGACGAGGGCGACGAGCCAGACAGCGACCAGGAGGAGGAUGCUCCUAAGAGGAAAAGUCGAGUGGUCACCAAAGCUUAUAAGGAACCUAUAAAGGUGGCAAAACCCAAACCCAAGAGACCCUCCGAGGAACAGAAGAAGACCGAGAAAACUAAAGUGGAGCUGAAGAGGAGGAUUCCACAAGAAUUCCAAGAUUUUAGCGAGACUCGGAAGUCUGUGCGACAGUCCACCAGUGAACACACCCGCAAGACCAACCUGCGCCUGCAAGAGCGUCAGGAUGCCCCUCGGAGGAGGAGAGGUGCUCAUCGCGACCGGCCACUUACCCAGGACGAAUUGCUGGCUGAGGCCAAGAUUACAGCCGAGCUUAAUAUUCGAUCACUAGAGAACUACGAACGUCUGGAGGCAGACAAGAAGAAACAAGUCCACAAGAAACGCCGUUUUGAGGGACCAACCAUCCGUUACCAUUCAGUCCUGAUGCCCCUCGUCUCUCACUCAGUCCUGAAAGAAGAAAAUGUCGACGUUGAAGGGUUGGAUCAGGACGUUCCUCAGACUGCACCACAAAAUCCCACCACGCCUUCCCAGCAGCAUGCGGGGGGCCUGUGCUCCCGGACCUACAUCACCUUCAGUGACGACGAUGCUUACAAGGCGGCCUUCGCGCGCAGCGCACAGUCCAGUCCUCCGCUUCCCGUCCAGGAGGUUUGUCCUGUCACCCACAAGGCCGCACUGUACCGUGACCCAGUCACUGACAUACCUUACGCCAACACGCGAGCCUUCCGCAUCAUCCGGGAAGCGUACCGCAAAUAUGUGGCGGCUCACGGAUUCCCAAACACCUCGGGAGGGAUGACGGGACUUGACUCCUCGGCAACUAAGGGUGCUCGCCAGAAAAUGCUCGUCAAGCAGAGUGCAGUUGCAACAUAGGUCAGUUUCCUAAACAAUUUUAGGAAAAAGGUUCGUAUUUUUUUAUUUCUCAGUUCAGGUACAGUGACAUAAGGGAAACCAUGAUCCUCCUCCGCCACCGAACUACACUCUAAAUUACAUCUCAUCUCGAUCCACACAUUGUCCCUGGCAUCAGUUUCAAUCAGUUGCUGUAUUUACUUGAACUGCAAAAACUGUCUUCUCUGUGUUCAAGAGUUCAUUUUGUACGUCAGCACACCGGACAAAUCCAGACUGAGCGGAUGAAAAACUAUGACUUGCCUUUGGAAUUCAAAAUAGGUUGGCAUCUGCACAUCGGCAGCUUUGACCGUUUUUUUUUUCUUUUUUCUUUUAAUGAUUUGCCCUUUUUACUGUUCAGAUUUUCUGUUUCUACAAAUGUACAUACUUUUCAACAACAAAAAAAGAAAAUAAAUAUUUGAAACUUUGAAUAAUUCAUAUUUAAUCUAUGAACUCUGGUUUAUAAGACUUUUCAUUAACAUCAAACACUGAAAGGACCCAAUAAACCGCAAUAAACUUCAACGUGAUCAAAAUA